Messenger RNA from Symbiodinium pilosum, 1395 nucleotides. NCBI's taxonomy places the organism in Eukaryota, Dinophyceae, Suessiales, Symbiodiniaceae. The record is from the annotation of a GenBank genome assembly.
AUGGCAAAUAGCCUCUUGUGGCGCCUGGUGUUCCGGAUCGACCUGGCUGUUGCAAAGCCGAAGGGCAAAGCGAAGGCUGGGAAUGGCAAGGGCAAGUUCAAAGUUUGCCGUGGGUGCCGUCGCAAGAUCCCAAUCAGCGAGCUGGCCCCAAACUUUUGGGGGGACUGGGCUUGUAAAAGAGCCCUUGACAACAUCUACAAGCUGGCAGGCCGGCAAGGUCCGAAGGCUGUUGAAUUUGUGAAGGAAUGCAGGGCUGAUGAUGACAAAUGUUUCAACAUGAUUCAGAGCUAUUUGGAGGCAUGCCCCGAGACGCUGGAGAGUGUGUGCGGCAAGCGCCGAGGCCAGUGGAGUGUGGUGAAGUACCAGGAGAGGGUGGUUGCUGCCGCAGGAUUGGUGCGAGACUGCAUUGGAGAGAUGCAGUGGAAGAAAUUGUGGCUUGAGUUUGCAGUUACCGCCAGAGGCGGCAAGUUGACAGAUGAGGCCGCUGCUGCCAAGUGGGCAGAAUGGGAGAGGCUCAAGGAGGCCAAGGACCCCUCCAUCGUCUUUGACCAUAAGGGACCUGAGGGAGCACUCAGGUUCUGGGUCCACACGUCCGAUCAAAUCAUCUUCCGGAAUGAAUACAAGCGCGAGAAGGAGAUCAUCGCGGAGGGUGAGCAAGUCAAAAAGGGCACUGACGAUGACAUCAAUCGCAUGCGCCCGGACCUGCUUCGCAACCACAGCACCGAGGACAUGGACUUCUCAGGUGUGGCCUCAGCAAUGGUGUCAAACGGCUUCGAGGCGUUUCAAGGUCAGGAUGGAUUCGUGCUCGACGUGCUGGACUUGAAGGUAGAUGGGGAGGGUGAGUCGCAAGCUGAGUCCAAGGGUGAUGGCCCAGGCCAGGCGAGCAGUGCUGAGCAGUCCACGCCUGUCAAGCAGAAGAUCUGGGUUGAGCGGGACAAGCAGGUCUCAGCAGCCCAUCGGAUGGCGACAGUGGCCUUGGACAACUUCGUGACAAAAUGCGAGCGGCAGCACAAGCGCCAGUCAGAUGAGUUCGAGGAGCUCAUGGGUGGCUUCAGCGAAGAAGAUCGCCCAAAGUUCCUGGGUGAAAUCAGGACUUAUGAGGUUCGCCUGGAGGCUCUUGGCUUGGUCCUGACCACCAACAAUGCUGGCGAGGAAAAGCUGAAGCAGUUCAUUGGGCGCUUUGCAAGUGCUCACCAUGGUGAGACAGAAGGUGCUGCAGUUGCAGCGCUUGAGCUUGGUCAAGGCCCUCCAUGCGAGUCCUACCUCCAGCUACGCCAGUUGAGGGCUUCCUUGGAGGCGUUGAUUGAGAAGUACCACACGUGCGCUCAGCCGAAGAUGUUGAAGGACUCAUUGUGUGUGUGCAAAGCCCAAAUCAGCCAGUGCUCCCCGGGUUGA